AUGGCACGUACCAAGCAAACGGCUCGCAAGUCCACUGGUGGCAAGGCGCCCCGCAAGCAGCUUGCUACAAAGGCAGCUUGUAAGUCUGCUCCAGCCACUGGAGGUGUCAAGAAACCCCACCGCUGCAGGCCUGGAACCGUUGCUCUCCGUGAGAUCCGCUGUUAUCAGAAGAGCACUGAGCUGCUUAUCAGGAAACCGCUUUUCCAGCGCCUGGUGCGUGAAAUUGCUCAGGAUUUCAAGACUGACCUCCGCUUCCAGUCCUCUGCUGUCAUGGCUCUCCAGGAAGCUUCCGAGGCUUACCUCGUGGGUCUGUUUGAGGAUACCAACCUGUGCGCCAUCCAUGCCAAGCGCGUGACUAUCAUGCCAAAGGACAUCCAACUGGCUCGUCGCAUCCGUGGCGAGCGUGCCUAAGAAGUCAUCCACGAAUGAUCUUCAUAACAGCAAUAUCUAGGCCCUUUUUAGGGCCAAAA
This is a messenger RNA of Scylla paramamosain (green mud crab), 470 nucleotides long. Its product is annotated as histone H3-like. Lineage: Eukaryota; Metazoa; Arthropoda; Malacostraca; Decapoda; Portunidae. The record is from RefSeq and is a predicted model, not a curated record. Bases 1 to 411 code for a protein of 136 amino acids. Gene Ontology annotation, molecular function: DNA binding; structural constituent of chromatin; protein heterodimerization activity. The transcript has a single exon. Gene Ontology annotation, cellular component: nucleosome.